Messenger RNA from Thalassophryne amazonica, 3043 nucleotides. RefSeq names its product zinc finger, CCHC domain containing 4 (gene zcchc4). Gene Ontology annotation, cellular component: cytoplasm; nucleolus. NCBI's taxonomy places the organism in Eukaryota, Metazoa, Chordata, Actinopteri, Batrachoidiformes, Batrachoididae. Gene Ontology annotation, biological process: rRNA methylation. Gene Ontology annotation, molecular function: nucleic acid binding; rRNA (adenine-N6-)-methyltransferase activity; zinc ion binding. Bases 77 to 1582 code for a protein of 501 amino acids. The transcript is spliced from 13 exons. The record is from RefSeq and is a predicted model, not a curated record.
AGACUAAUAUGGCGUCCAGCAGCUGCUGUGAGUUUUUAUUUUAUGACGAGUUUAAGGUUAGUUUUUAUUGGUUUUAAUGAUGGAUUUAGAUGAAGGCAGCAGUUUUUCUGUGGACGUUAUUCUCACACAAGCAGAAGAAGAAGCUCCGUUUUGUCCGCACGGUCCAGCACUGUUGUUUCAGAAAGUGUGCAGAGGAGAUGACGGCGGCGGUCGCAGGUUUUAUGCCUGCUCGGCCUGCAGGGACCGAAGAGACUGCAGCUUCUUCCAGUGGUACGAUGAAAAGGUGUCAGAAGCCAGACUGUUGGCCAGAGAGGAAGAGAACCAUUCCAAGAGACCACCAUUCAGCCACAGCGAGUACUGCAGCAGGUUUAAAAAAUUUGUCUCGCUCCCGCUGGAGGAGAAGAAGUUCUGUCAGGAUUGUCAGGUUCUGCUCCUUCCAGGAGAGCAUGGCGCCCACUCCUCCCACAAAUCCACCACCAUCACUGCAGCCCAGCUUAAGCGGCCCAGCGUGCUGCUGCGCCCAUUCCACAACAAGAAGAGCCACGCCCAGUACCUGUUUGCUGAACGCAGCGUGCACUUCCUGCUGGACACGCUGACACGGCUGGGCUACAAGAAAGUUCUUUGUGUCGGAACACCCAGACUCCAGGAGCUGAUCAAGUUACAGAACCUGGAGGAGAAUCGGGAACAAAUUAAGAGUCUCCUUCUGGACAUCGACUUCAGGUAUGCUCAGUUCUACAGCCAGGAUGAGUUCUGCCACUACAACAUGUUCAACCACCACUUCUUCAGCGGAGAGGCUGGCAGCAGAGUCCUGCAGACCUUCCUCAAGCAGUCUGAAGACCAGCGGCUGGUGAUGGUCGCUGACCCUCCGUUCGGUGGCCUGGUCAAACCUCUGGCCAACAGCUUCUCUCAGAUCUCCCACACAUGGAGGAAGGUGCAGAGUCCAAACAGUGCCCAUGUUGAAAUGGCCAUGAUCUGGAUCUUUCCUUACUUUUUUGAGUCUCGGAUCCUGGAGUGUCUGCCGUCAUUCUCCAUGUUGGAUUACCAGGUGGACUAUGACAACCACCCUCUGUAUAAACAUGGGAAGACGGGCAGGAAACAGUCUCCUGUCAGAAUCUUCACCAACAUCUCACCCAGAGACUUCCUCCUACCCAAAGAGGAUGGCUACAGGUUUUGCCCUGUGUGUGAGCGAUACGUGAGCGCCAUGAAUAAACACUGUGCUGAAUGUGGCAUCUGCCCCUCCAAGGACGGCCGUGAAUGGAAGCACUGUUCGCUGUGUCACAAGUGUGUGAAGCCAUCGUGGACUCAUUGCCCGUCAUGUGACCGCUGCGCCCUGCCGGCUCACCCGUGUGUCUGCACCCAGCAGAACGAUGGCUGCUUCCGCUGCGGAUGUUCAGGACACAAACGCCAAGCUUGUCCACUCGGAGACCAGAGUCAGACCUCCAGGUUUCAGUCCAAAGGCAGAACCAGAACUGUGUCCCAGGGUCCCGUCUGCAAAGCCAAGAGGAAGUACGGAUCGACUGGCAGAGCUGACAAAACGCCCGCUCAACAUUCAAAAAGUCCAAGACAGACUGUUUCUGUGUGACUCUUACAUGUCGACCAAUAAAAAGCUCUAAAUGACUGGAAACGGGCGGUUUCACUCACGACACAUUCUUCUUCCUCAAACGCCAUGAAAUGAAACAAACAAAAAAACAGCAUUCUGCUGCAGGUUUUGGGGGUUCCUGGUCUGAGCCGGGUUCUUCAGUCCAGAGAUGCAGAUCAGGACCAUGAUGUCCGAGGAACCGCAGGAAGAAAAUCACCAGCUUUAGAGUGUGUGGGUGUGUGUGCGCGCCCGUGGGUGGUUGCCUGCACAUGUGUUAAAUGGCGGUGAUGGAGAACGCCGGCCAACACGUCAGCUGGAGCCGCUCAGUGUUUUAGUAACACCACAGAGCAUCCAAGUGGUUUCUCUUUAGUCAGGUUUUUAAUGAGUCAGCAGUCUUUAAAAAUAUGAUGAAAGAAGAAUUCCCGAAGCCUUUACUCGGCAGAGGGAAAAACUAAAGUUCUCCUGGGAUUGACGUCAUGAACAUUUAUUACUGGAGCAGCAUUUGUUACUGUCAGUAAAUGAAUAAGACACACCUGCUCCUUUAUGACAUCAGCUCUAAACCACAUAGGAGGACCGGCUCCUGGUUGGUCCUUUAGGUUUGGCCCCAUGGUGGCAGUGUUGUGGCUGUGUGUGUCCUUUCACUCAGUGCAGAAGUACCCAAUGUUUCAGUGACCUUUAACCCUCUGCAGAUGGACUGGUGGUCUCACGGAGAACAGGCUCCUGCUGGUCACAUCCUCACCUGAAUGUCCACAACCACUAAGGAAACAAAUGGAUUUCAUCCAUUUUGGAAUAAGACUGACAUGACAAAAUGUGAAACUACUUUCGGGAUGAACUGUAUGUGUGGAUAAGUUGGGUUGUUACUGACGUCUGGUGAAAGUUUCAUGUCAGUAGCAACUUUAGAAAUAUACUGAGAAAAAUGGUGAUGUGUUCAAUACUUAUUUUACCCGCUGUGUGUGCUGGAGACGCUCGUGGACUCCACUGACGUGGAUGUCCACAUGGAAGGGUUUACAGACUUCAUUCCCUGGGUGGUGCUGUGGGAAUCCCUCGCUGCCACACCUGAGGAGCUGAGUGAGGACUCGGUGGGACGACUUGGUGCUGGAGGUCUUUGGACUGACAGUGUCCAUAGUAAUGAUGAUGAGUACCGCUGCAGAGACCUCAUACCAGAUAAGCGCUGACUGUGGGAAACCCCAGGGAGGCAAAGACAAUGCUGACGUCGACUCACCAAUGGGUCCAUGGAGUCACAGGGUUAAGGAGAGAAAGGUGGACUUCUGAAGUGACUGGAGGGUCACCUGCAGUGGCAAUUCUACACUCAGUUACUCCUUGGCCGAGACCCCCCCCACCACCAAAAAAGACCUUUAGCAAAAACAGCCUUUUUUAUUAUUAUUUUUAAGAUUAUAGAAGUGUCCCUGAAAUUGAAAUCGAUGGCAGGUCAUAUAUAUAUAUAUAUAUAUAUAUAUAUAUACU